GCAGUGGAGAUGGCGUCACUAAAGUGUAGGAGUCCAGAAACUUCACCCGUGUAAAUAUAAUGUUACAGAACGCUGUGUGUGAGUAGACAGGGCCGAAACACACAGUCCUUAGUUGUAUUUAUAACGUAUUAGUCUGAAUAUGCCGCGGAAAAAGGCAUUCAGCAACAAACAGAAGAAGAAACAGCUACAAAUCAAGCGGGAGAGAAAGAGAGGAGAUACUGGUUCAGGCCCGAGCAGCCGUAAUGCCAGUGUGGAGAGAGGAGACCGCCAAUCAGACACUUCAGACAGCGAGACCACAGAUCUAAGGAGAAUAAACCAACAACCAGGGGGCAGGGACAGUAGACAUGACCCCAAUAGAUUUCGUCUGCACUUUGAGAAGGAGAGUAAAGAGGAGGUGGAGAAAAGGAAGAAGGUGGCGAGAGAGAAGGAGCUGCUGCCUGUAACUGACAAAGAGCUGGAGAUCGACAUUUGUGACAUCUACCCUUCAGAUAAAGGUCUCGGUUUCCCACGUCGGCCAUCUUGGAAUUACGAGAUGACGCGAGAGAGUCUCCUGAGGAAAGAGGAGAAGUCAUACAGAGAAUAUUUGGACGACCUGCACUCCAGAAACCCACCUGGAUCUCUGAGCCACUUUGAACACAACCUGGAGACGUGGAGACAGUUGUGGAGAGUCUUAGAAAUGUCAGACGUCAUCCUGCUGAUUGUGGACAUCAGACAUCCAGUGCUGCAGCUUCCCCCAGACCUUUACCACUACAUCACAGGAGCUCUACAGAAGCAGGUGGUUUUGGUGUUGAACAAAGUCGACCUGUGUCCUCCUCCGCUGGUGAUCGCCUGGAAACACUACCUGACCUCACAGUUCCCUCAUCUUGAAAUCGUCUGCUUCACUUCCCACCCCGGGCAGCCCUACAGCACAGUUCUACAAAAGAAAAGAAUGAGGAAGAAGGCGACCUGGAACGCUGGAGGGCCUUUGGACAUCCUCAAAGCCUGUCAGGACAUCACAGCGGGGAAGGUUGACCUUUCGAGCUGGGAGCAGAAGAUAAAGAGCGAUGCGGUUGCCGAGCGCGUGGACGGCGAGCGGGAAGGGGAGGGGCCCGGGGAGUCGGUGCUGAUGGAGCACCAGAGCGACAGCGCCAUGGAGAUGAGCAGUUUGUCCCGAGAGCUGUACAAAGACGGGGUUCUCACGCUGGGCUGCAUAGGUUUUCCAAACGUCGGCAAAUCGUCCGUGAUCAACACUCUGGUUGGUAGAAAAGUGGUGAGCGUGUCUCGGACCCCAGGACACACCAAAUACUUUCAGACGUACUACCUCACUCCGACAGUCAAACUCUGCGAUUGUCCCGGGCUCGUUUUCCCCUCCCGAGUCAACAAACAGCUACAGAUUCUGGCCGGUAUCUACCCCGUGUCUCAGCUGCAGGAGCCGUACAAUUCAGUGGGUUAUCUGUGUGAAAGAACUCCUUUUCUGUCCGUCCUGAAGCUGAAGCAUCCCUCUUUAACGGAGAACAACCCACAGCAGCAGAACCAGGGGUCAGAGGAGCCAAAGUGGACGGCCUGGGACGUCUGUGAGGCCUGGGCCGAGAGAAGAGGUUACAAGACGGCGAAGGCGGCUCGUAACGACGUGUACAGAGCGGCCAACAGUCUCCUGAGGCUCGCCAUCGACGGACGACUGUGUCUGUGCCUCAGGCCUCCAGGAUACAGCUGCCUCAGAGAGCACUGGGAGAAUCACGUGGAUCUGCCCGACGUCGUGGCGAUACAGGGCAGGACGAACGUGGAGGAGGUUUCCGACGAGGAGGGGGAGUCGAGCAGCGAGGGCGAGGAGGAGGAGAGGGACCGCGACGCCGACGUGGACGAGGACGCGGACGACGACGACGACGGUGGCGGCGGCGGCGACGGAGGAGGAGGCGGCUUCAGGCGGGCGCCAAAGAAAGAAACUGCACCGCCGUCCGGGUUCACCGUCAACAUGUACAACGUGCUGAGGGAAAACGAGUGUGAGUGAAAGAGCGAGGAGGGACGGGAACCAAUGAGCUCAGUGGGCUGCGGUCAUGUGACGUCAUAAAGAACACGGUUUAACACAAAAUGGAGGACGGCGAAAAGUGAUACGGGAGAGUUUACUGCUUAAAAUGGAGAUGUUUUUGGUUACUAUUUCAAAACGCGGUCUCUAAUAAAGCUGUGACAUUGCUGCUUUUGACUGAAAUAAUCCGAAGUAUAGCAUUAAAACUAUAAAUCUCCAUGGAGACGAGCGAGUCAUUCCACCAGGCAGAGUUACAGGUCUGAUCUGUGGACCAUUAACCAUUAAGAAAGCACGUUUUUCAAAGCAUUCCUGCGACAAAAGUAAGUUUAACGCCAUAUAAAUGUACAGUAUAACAUUCCGGGCACAUAGCAACAUCCCCAUGGAGACGCCAGACAAGAAAAGUUACAAAGUGCGCCUUUAACUACCGUAAAAUGCAGUUGUUUUGACACCGUAGUGGCAAAAACAGUGGUGUUCUUCAACCGCACAGGCCUCAGGGGAAAGAAGGCGCCUGAUUUGUCUGUUAUUAAUGUUUAUAUUUUCAGUUACGGACGGAAAAGUGAAAUAAAAACAGCAGGAUAAUGUAGAGCAGGUUAAUACGAACGUUUAAGACCAAAAUGAUGAGUCUGCACCUGACUGAGCGACAGGUGCGUCAGAGGAGAAGCACUCGGAUGGUUUAGACAUGGUUUAGACCUGGUUUAGUCCUGGUUUAGACCUAGUUUAGACCCGGUUUAGUCCUGGUUUAGUCCUGGUUUAGACCUAGUUUAGACCCGGUUUAGUCCUGGUUUAGUCCUGGUUUAGACCUAGUU
Periophthalmus magnuspinnatus is the source of this 2808-nucleotide messenger RNA. RefSeq names its product guanine nucleotide binding protein-like 1 (gene gnl1). The coding region runs from base 140 to 1987 and encodes 615 amino acids. The transcript is spliced from 12 exons. The record is from RefSeq and is a predicted model, not a curated record. Gene Ontology annotation, molecular function: GTPase activity; GTP binding. NCBI's taxonomy places the organism in Eukaryota, Metazoa, Chordata, Actinopteri, Gobiiformes, Gobiidae.